Molecule: messenger RNA, 1602 nt
Organism: Cyphellophora europaea CBS 101466
Lineage: Eukaryota; Fungi; Ascomycota; Eurotiomycetes; Chaetothyriales; Cyphellophoraceae
Exons: 5
Coding region: 1-1602 (533 amino acids)
Biological process (GO): carbohydrate transport; transmembrane transport
Cellular component (GO): membrane
Molecular function (GO): carbohydrate:proton symporter activity
Source: RefSeq, a predicted model, not a curated record
AUGGUCGGCGCAGUCAUUUCAGCCAACCCGCUGCAACUUGACAUUCGCAGCCACAAGAAAUGCAUGUUCAUUUGCUGCAUCAUCACUGUCGCUAGUUUCCAAUAUGGUCUUGACUACGCUCUAGUGGGCGGCUUCAUGGCCAUGCCUGGUUUCCUACAGGUGUUUGGCUACUACGAUGAAGCAGCAGGAGAAUGGGCUAUCGAUCCGACCGUCCAGCAGCUGAUCUCGUCGCUUAUGACCAUUGGAACCUUUGUGGGAUCUCUUGCCGUUGGUCCUUUCAGCGCCCGAUUUGGCCGAAAGUAUGGUCUCUGGGGUGCUUCGUUCAUCAAUGCCAUCUCAACGGCCAUCAUGCUGGGCACGACAAACCUGGGUGCGCUGUACUUUGCCCGUUUCAUUCUCGGUAUCUCGGUUGGAUGGUUUUUGACGUUUUGUCAAGUCUAUGUCAACGAGGUUGCACCGGCGCAUCUUCGUGGUAUCGUCUUCGCUGUAUAUCAAAGUCAGCUGUCUAUUGGCUCGAUUGUUGGUGCCGCGGUCGACUACGGAACUCAUCAUAUGAUGAGCAAACAGUCUUAUCGCAUUCCUCUGGCCGUUUUCUACCUUGCGCCAACUAUUCAGACCAUCGCGCUGUUCUUCUUCCCGGAGAGCCCGAGAUGGCUGAUGACCCAGGGAAGAGAACAAGAGGCCGAAGCCUCUCUCCGCAAGCUACGCAACUCAAACAUCCAGGAAAGUGAGUUCCAGGCCGAGUUCAACGAGAUCCGCAUAGCCACCCGGGAGCAGAUCGAGCAAAACAAGAAACAGUUGUUCGUCGAGAUGUGGAAGGGCACCAACAGACGACGCACCUUCCUCUCCAUCGCUGUUAUCUGCUUCCAUUGCGCAAACGGCUCUUCGUGGAUCAACAUCUACACAACCUAUUUCUUACAGAUCGCUGGAAUCCAGGAGGCUUUCGCAUACUCUGCGAUGGUCACUUGUAUGGGACUCCUCGGCGUCAUUACCAGCUUCUUCUUUGUCCGACACAUCGACAGACGAGUGAUCAUGCUGAUUGGAAUUGGUGCGUGUGGUCUCGCUCAGCUGGCAUUUGCGGUCGCUUGGACUGCUGCUCCCGCGACAGCAGUAGCCGGACGUGUCGUGGUCGCUUUCAUCUGUCUUUUUACGUUCUUCUACGUCGCUUACGCGCCAUAUGCGUGGCUCUUGGGAGGCGAGUAUCCAAACAACCAUCUCCGAGCCCACGUUUUUGGCUUGGGUACCGCACUCAAUUUCCUGGGGAACUGGCUGGGUGUCUUUACGGCGCCAUACUUCAUCAAUCCAGCAAGUCUCGGAUGGAACGCGCGAUACGGAUACAUUUGGUUCGGUUCGAAUGCGAUUCUCUUCGUCUUCACGUUCUUCUACAUCCCCGAGACACGCGACCGAACGCUGGAGGAGAUUCACGAGAUGUUCCAAGCCAAGCUGCCAGCUCGUAAAUUCAAAGGAUAUGUGUGCAGUGGGACUGCGGCAAUGGCUGCAGCUGGGGCUGAGAAGGAAGUGGAGGUGCAAGAACUCGAGACUACUUCUCAGGCUGAUGGUGUGGGCAAGGGAAGCUCGACGGCAGCUACCACCCAAGUGUGA